AUGCCGAGAUACGGCUAUUAUGAGGACGAGGAGGACGAGGACGAGCCGAAGGGUCGACUUAAACGUCGUCCCGGCGGUUAUCGACAUCGGCCUCCGUCCGAAAAGACGGGAUGGGGAGCCGCGGCGGGUGCCGCACGGCCGCAUCCCCAGCGAACGUCCACUUCGGCCGCUGGCGGAGAGCCAGACGAUGAAAAUGAUUUCUGGCACCGCCAGCCAACGUCGGAGCCGGUCGGAGAGCAUCCGCAACUGCCGGAAUUCCGCCCAGCUAGUCUGGACGGGAUUCCUCAGCAGUUCGCAGCCGAACUGACGGAGCUGGCUGGUCCAGCUUACGUCGUGGAGGCCGGCAUGAUCCACUGCCGGCUUCCCGGCUGCGCCAGGCCGGCCAUCGGUUUCGCGACCGUGGCCGCCUGGCGGGUGCACGUCAGGCGCGCAGGGUGCCACAAACAGCUGGCAUUCUGCGCCAGCUGCGGUCAUCGGAUCGAUGUACCCGAUGACCUCUCAGCGGAGGGGAUCCAGGUACGCCUGGAUGCCCACCGCACCGAGAGGUCGAUUUUCCGGUGGAUUAUUGGAAGAAUGACGGUGGAACGUUGGAUAUUCAAAUGGGUGAAAGAUUUGGUUGGUUGGAAUAUUUCAAGUGGAUUCGAUUCGUCCACCCAAUGA
Anisakis simplex (herring worm) is the source of this 660-nucleotide messenger RNA. Lineage: Eukaryota; Metazoa; Nematoda; Chromadorea; Rhabditida; Anisakidae. The record is from the annotation of a GenBank genome assembly.